Lichtheimia ornata is the source of this 687-nucleotide messenger RNA. RefSeq lists its product as uncharacterized. The record is from RefSeq and is a predicted model, not a curated record. Gene Ontology annotation, molecular function: acetate transmembrane transporter activity. The transcript has 2 exons. The coding region runs from base 1 to 687 and encodes 228 amino acids. Gene Ontology annotation, cellular component: plasma membrane. NCBI's taxonomy places the organism in Eukaryota, Fungi, Mucoromycota, Mucoromycetes, Mucorales, Lichtheimiaceae.
AUGGCUACUGAACACGAACAACCACAACAGCUUCGAGACGUUGAAGCUAAGAUGCAAAUGGCACCACCACCACCACCUGCUGUGGUGCCUAACUAUGUCAUUGCCAAUCCUGGUCCAUUGGGCUUGAGCUCUUUCGCUUUGACCACCUUUGUCUUGUCACUUCACAACGCCGGUGCCGGUCUUCCUGCCGAUGGUCCUAGCAACGUUGUUGUUGGCCUUGCUUUGUUUUAUGGUGGUGUUGUCCAGCUUUUGGCCGGUAUGUGGGAAUUCAGAACCGGUAACACCUUUGGUGCCACAGCUUUCUCGAGUUACGGUGGUUUUUGGCUGUCGUACGCCAUGAUCUUUAUUCCCUGGAGUGGUAUUGAUGCAGCAUACAAGGCAACAGGUGUCCCCGAAUACGUGCUUCCUCAUUCUCUUACGAUCUUUUUGAUUUCUUGGGCUAUCAUGACCGCCGUUUUGUUGAUCGCUGCUCAUCGUUCAUCCAUUGGCAUGGUGCUUUUGCUCUUCAUGCUUUUGAUCACCUUUAUCUUGCUUGCCGCUGCCGAAUACAAUGCUAGCAUCCCAACCAAGGUUGCUGGUGGUGCCUUUGGUGUGAUCACUUCCAUCAUUGCUUGGUACAAUGGCCUCUCUGGUAUGCUUACCAAGGAAUCCUCUUACUUCACCCUUCCCAUGGGCAAGCUCAACUAA